Messenger RNA from Acaulospora colombiana, 423 nucleotides. The record is from the annotation of a GenBank genome assembly. Lineage: Eukaryota; Fungi; Glomeromycota; Glomeromycetes; Diversisporales; Acaulosporaceae.
AUGAUAGCUCAUUUACUCCGCUCUCAUGAUGCACAAAAGGUUAGGUCUAUUGUACAAGCAAUUGCAAGUGACACGCAGCCUGUUACAAAUAUGAGAGUUUUAAAAUAUGCUGGAGAGGAUCGCAAAGAAGAAUGGCUUAAGCAUUGGAUGUCUGUUAUGUUUAAAGCAAUUGAAAAUCAACUUGCAAGUGUGGCAGGUGAUUAUUGUGUUGGCAAUGAAGUGACGCUUGCUGACGUCUGUUUAGUGCCACAAGUUUACAAUGCUUACAGAUUGGCUUCCCUUGUGAUAAUUAGAUUCAAUGUCGAUAUGACACCAUUCCCAAUUAUUAAAGGCAUUAGUGAACGAUUGCUUGAACUGGAGGCAUUUAAGAUGGCUCAUCCACAUAGACAAAUCGAUUGUCCUCCCGAGUUGAAAGAAAAAUAA